Durusdinium trenchii is the source of this 1113-nucleotide messenger RNA. Lineage: Eukaryota; Dinophyceae; Suessiales; Symbiodiniaceae. The record is from the annotation of a GenBank genome assembly.
AUGCUGAAGCUUUUGAGUUUCCUUCCCGCCUCUUGGGCGUGCAGUUAUGUGGAGAUUCCUUGGGAAGACAGUAGAGGAAUAUCAUAUCUCAUUCCAAGGACCAUGGAGCUCAACAAUGUGUUUGACAGCACCAAUUACAGCAUUGAAGCUGUACCACGAGGGAGUGAAAACAAGUUUGGUUACCUCGCUCCCAUGAACAUUUUCCAUCUUCCUCCCACGGGCCUAGAACUCAAGAUUCCCUUUGAGGGCAUGAAUGAGGUGGGCUUGACAGUCUCCGGGCUCCUCUUGACAGAGUCUAUAUACGAGAGACCAGAGCCAGGAAAGAAACACUUGAGUGCUGAAGACGUCAUCCCUGCACUUCUGGCAAACUGCUCAAGUGUGGAUGGUGCGAUAGAGAUGCUGGAAUCUGUCAACGUCGUGGCUCCAAGUCUGCAGGCGCUGGAUGGAGAAGGCUUGCAUUGGGCUAUUGCUGAUGCUACUGGCCGGUCCAUCAUCGUCGAAUACCUCCAGGGCAAGCGGAUGAUUUUGGAGAACCAUCCACGAGUGAUGACCAAUGACCCAGACAUCAAGUGGCACUGGAGAAAUUUAAAUACACAUGUCAACCUCAGCCCCAACUAUCCAGUAGAAAAUGAUCCGCUGCAAGUGAAGGUGGACGAUGACAUAGGAAUCGUCCCACGUCCAGUUGGCCAUGGAUGGAAUUUAUUUGGUCUCCCUGGAGACAGCUCUCCUCCCAGCCGCUUUAUUAGACUUUUCUAUUUGCGCGGAUAUGCCAUGACAACAAAUCCUCCCAAGAGCUUCGACGACGCUGCUGUUUUGGGAACUGCUCUUCUCAACAAUGUGUUCAUACCGCUUGGUACAGUGGCGGCAGAUCCAAAGAAAAAGAGCGAUGGACCAGAGCUUACAGACUACGCUGUCCUGAAGAGUGCACAGGACCGUGUGAUGCUGAUUCGAGGUUAUAGAAAUUCGCAAUGGCGGAAGAUUGAUCUAAAGCGACUGGACUUCUCACAAGCCCGCACAUGGCCUUUGGAAGAUGGAUCGCUAGGGAUUCAGGACAUUACAGAUGCAGGUGCCAGCUCAGUCCCUGGCAGAGCACUUGAUUCCGUUGUAGUUUGA